Messenger RNA from Prunus armeniaca (apricot), 249 nucleotides. NCBI's taxonomy places the organism in Eukaryota, Viridiplantae, Streptophyta, Magnoliopsida, Rosales, Rosaceae. The record is from the annotation of a GenBank genome assembly.
AUGGAAACUCAGAAGGAUGGGCAGCUGACAUUCCUAGAGGCAUGGGCUACACAUCAAAUCAGCCACACAUGGGAGACAAAGCAGCAGGGGAACCUAAUGGGCAGCUCAGGCAAUUGGGAACAGCUAGGAAUGGGUGUGCUUCACCAGCCAAAGGGGAGCACGAAAUUGCACUCUAUAAAUAGAGACAUGUACACUCAUUCAAAGGCAGUCACUCCAUUCAGCCUAAAAUUCACUUUAGCCAUCCUCUAA